Megalops cyprinoides (Indo-Pacific tarpon) is the source of this 502-nucleotide messenger RNA. RefSeq names its product succinate dehydrogenase [ubiquinone] cytochrome b small subunit B, mitochondrial-like. Gene Ontology annotation, cellular component: membrane; mitochondrial envelope. Gene Ontology annotation, biological process: tricarboxylic acid cycle; mitochondrial electron transport, succinate to ubiquinone. The record is from RefSeq and is a predicted model, not a curated record. The transcript has 3 exons. NCBI's taxonomy places the organism in Eukaryota, Metazoa, Chordata, Actinopteri, Elopiformes, Megalopidae. Bases 1 to 327 code for a protein of 108 amino acids. Gene Ontology annotation, molecular function: heme binding; ubiquinone binding.
AUGUUCCCGUCGGCAGUGGGCUCCAGGGCCGCGUCGCUGCACUGGACGGGGGAACGAGCCCUGAGCGUACUGCUGCUGGGCAUGGUGCCGGCCGCGUACAUGUACCCCGGGCCUGUCCUGGACUACUCCAUGGCAGCCGCGCUCACCCUGCACGGCCACUGGGGACUGGGUCAGGUAGUGACGGAUUACGUCCACGGAGACCUCAAUAUCAAGCUGGCUAACGCAGGCCUUUUUGCUGUAUCAGCAGUCACCUUCGCCGGCCUGUCCUACUUCAACUACCAGGACGUGGGAAUCUGCAAGGCUGUGGCCUUGCUGUGGGGCUUGUAGCGCCUAGGCUGAGAGCAGUGGGGUCGGACAUGUUGUCAGGCUUCAGCUCUUUAUUCUUUUAAGGGUAUCAUUGUAAAUUCCAUACAUUAUUAUUGCAAUUGAUUUUGAUUCCAGAUCCUUUUUUAUGUUAAUGUUUAAAUUAAUGCAGUUGCACAUUUGUUUCUGGCAGUGGCUA